This is a messenger RNA of Anguilla rostrata (American eel), 10227 nucleotides long. RefSeq names its product kalirin RhoGEF kinase a (gene kalrna). The record is from RefSeq and is a predicted model, not a curated record. The transcript has 50 exons. Gene Ontology annotation, molecular function: ATP binding; protein binding; guanyl-nucleotide exchange factor activity. Gene Ontology annotation, cellular component: cytoplasm; extrinsic component of membrane; postsynaptic density. The coding region runs from base 41 to 7057 and encodes 2338 amino acids. NCBI's taxonomy places the organism in Eukaryota, Metazoa, Chordata, Actinopteri, Anguilliformes, Anguillidae. Gene Ontology annotation, biological process: protein phosphorylation; intracellular signal transduction; axon guidance.
UCGUCCGAGCGCGUGGAGCAGAGGGAAGCUCCUGCUGGACAUGUCCGCCGUCCUCUGCAUCUCCCCCCUCCAGCUGUGGACCUGGAUGGAGGACCUUCAGAAGGAGCUCCUGGAGGAGGUGUGCUCCGACUCGGUGGACUCCGUGCAGGAGCUCAUCAAGCAGUUCAAGCAGCAGCAGACCGCCACGCUGGAGGCGACGCUCAACGUCAUUAAGGAGGGGGAGGACCUCAUCCAGCAGCUGAGGGACUCGGCCAUGUCCAGCAACAAGAUGCCGCACAACAGCUCUAUCGCCCACAUCGAGGGCGUGCUGCAGCAGCUGGAGGAGGCCCAGGGUCAGAUGGAGGAGCUCUUCCACGAGCGCAAGAUCAAGCUGGACAUCUUCCUGCAGCUGCGCAUCUUUGAGCAGUACACCAUCGAGGUGACGGCGGAGCUGGACGCCUGGAACGAGGACCUGCAGCGGCAGACGAGCGACUUCAGCUCGGAGGACCUGGCGCUGGCCGAGCAGAGGCUCCAGCGGCACGCCGAGCGCAAGCUGGCCAUGAACAACAUGACCUUCGAGGUCAUCCAGCAGGGCCAGGACCUGCACCAGUACAUCAUGGAGGUCCAGGCCUCCGGCAUAGAGCUGACGGGGGAGAAGGAGGUGGACCUGGCCACACAGGUGCAGGAGCUGCUGGAGUUUCUCCAUGAGAAACAGCACGAGCUGGACCUGAGCGCAGACCAGACACAGAAACGGCUGGAGCAGUGUCUGCAACUGCGCCACCUACAGGCCGAGGUCAAACAGGUGUUGGGUUGGAUCCGGAACGGGGAGUCCAUGCUCAACGCCAGUCUGGUGAACGCCAGCUCGCUGUCGGAGGCAGAACAGCUGCAGAGGGAGCACGAGCAGUUCCAGCUGGCCAUCGAGUCCCUGUUCCACGCCAACUCUCUGCAGAAGACGCACCAGAGCGCGCUGCAGGUGCAGCAGAAGGCCGAGGUCAUGCUGCAGGCCGGGCACUACGACCCCGACGCCAUCCGGGGCUGUGCCGAGAAGGUGGCGCUGCACUGGCAGCAGCUCAUGCUCAAGAUGGAGGACCGCCUCAAGCUGGUCAACGCCUCCGUGGCCUUCUACAAGACCUCUGAGCAGGUUUGCAGUGUGCUGGAAAGCUUGGAGCAGGAGUACAGGAGGGAUGAGGACUGGUGCGGGGGUCACGACAAGCUGGGCGCCACGGCGGAGACGGACCACGUCAUCCCCCUCAUCAGCAAACACCUGGAGCAGAAAGAGGCCUUCCUCAAGGCCUGCACGCUGGCCAGGAGGAAUGCGGAGGUCUUCCUCAAGUACAUCCACAGGAACAACGUGGGCAUCCCCGGAGCUGCCAGCCACACCCGCGGGCCCGAGCAGCAGGUCAAAGCCAUCCUGAAUGAGCUACUCCAGAGGGAGAACCGGGUGCUGCACUUCUGGACCAUGAAGAAGAGGCGGCUGGACCAGUGCCAGCAGUAUGUGGUGUUUGAGCGCAGCGCCAAGCAGGCCUUAGACUGGAUCCAGGAAACCGGAGAAUAUUACCUCUCGACUCACACCUCCCCCGGGGAGACCAGUGAGAAAACUCAGGAGCUGCUCAAGGAGUACGAAGAUUUCCGAGUCUCUGCCAAGCAAACCAAGGAGAAGGUGAAGCUGCUGAUCCAGCUGGCCGACAGCUUCGUGGAGAAGGGACACGUCCACGUCACCGAGCUGAAGAAGUGGGUCUCCGCCGUGGACAAGCGCUACCGCGACUUCUCCCUGAGGAUGGGGAAGUACCGCUCCGGCCUGGAGAAGUCCCUGGGGAUCUGCUCUGAGGAUAAUAAAGACUUGGAGCUGGAUAUCAUUCCAGCCAGUUUGACUGACCCAGAGGUGAAACUGCGUGACCCCAACCACGAGGUCAACGAAGAGAAGAGGAAAUCUGCCCGGAAGAAAGAGUUCAUAAUGGCUGAACUCCUUCAGACUGAAAAGGCCUAUGUCAGGGACCUGCAGGAAUGCCUGGAGACCUACCUGUGGGAGAUGACGAGCGGGGUGGAGGAGAUCCCGUCGGGGAUCGUCAACAAAGAGCACAUCAUCUUCGGGAACAUCCAGGAGAUUUACGAUUUUCAUAAUAACGUUUUCCUCAAAGAGUUGGUGAAUUACGAACAGCUUCCAGAGGACGUGGGGCACUGUUUUGUCACAUGGGCUGAUAAAUUCCAGAUGUAUGUCACAUACUGUACAAACAAACCGGAUUCCAGCCAGCUGAUCUUGGAGCACGCUGGAAGCUUUUUUGAUGAAAUUCAGCAAAGACACGGCAUGGCCAAUUCAAUCUCAUCCUACCUUAUUAAGCCAGUGCAGAGGAUCACAAAGUACCAGCUCCUGCUUAAGGAGCUGCUGACCUGCUGCGAGGAGGGCAAGGGCGAGAUUAAGGACGGGCUGGAGGUCAUGCUCAGCGUCCCGAAGAGAGCCAAUGAUGCCAUGCAUGUCAGCAUGCUGGAGGGCUUUGAUGAGAACCUGGACGUCCAGGGAGAGCUGAUCCUCCAGGACACGUUCCAGGUGUGGGAUCCCAAGUCCCUGAUCCGGAAAGGGCGGGACCGCCACCUCUUCCUCUUCGAGAUCUCCCUGGUGUUCAGCAAGGAGAUCAAGGACUCGGCGGGCCGCACCAAAUACGUCUACAAGAACAAGCUCCAGACAUCAGAGCUGGGUGUGACGGAGCACAUAGAAGGGGACCCCUGUAAGUUUGCCCUCUGGGCGGGAAGGACUCCCUCCUCUGACAACAAGACCGUUCUGAAGGCAUCGAAUAUCGAAGUGAAGCAGGAGUGGAUCAAGAACAUCCGGGAGGUGAUCCAGGAGAGGAUUAUUCACCUGAAGGGGGCGCUGAAGGAGCCCAUCCACAUGCCCAAAACACCAGCAAAGCAGCGCAACAACAGCAAGAGGGACACUGGAGAAGACGCAGACAGCCAGGGUGAUGGCAGCAGCCAACCGGACACCAUUUCAAUCGCCUCCAGAACCUCCCAAAACACGGUGGACAGUGAUAAGCUCUCCGGCGGUUGCGAGCUCACCGUGGUGCUCCAGGACUUCGCGGCGGGCUGCGGCGGCGAGCUCAGCGUCCAGACGGGCCAGACGGUGGAGCUCCUGGAGCGGCCCGGCGACCGCCCCGGCUGGUGCCUGGUGCGCACCACCGACCGGAGCCCCCCCCAGGAGGGCCUGGUUCCCAGCAGCACCCUCUGCAUCUCGCACUCCCGCAGCAGCGUGGAGAUGGAGAGCUUCUUCCCGGCGGGCAAAGAAAACUACUCGUCGAGCGGUCCGGAGGGGAAGUCGGAGUCGGUGGCCACCCUCCAGCCGCAGACCUCCAUGAGCUCCAUCCAGACCAGCUCGCCGGGGCCCAAGCGCUCGGGGAACACGCUCAAGAAGUGGCUGACCAGCCCCCUGCGCCGGCCCAGCCACGGCAAGGCCGACAGCAGCGUGAAGAAGAUCCCCAGCAAGCCCAAGAAGAGGGACGGGCGCAAGAGCAUCGACCUGGGGGUGCCCGGCGAGAACGACGGGGCGGCGCAGGACGAGAGCGCCGACGAGCGGGGUAGAAAAGAAGGCCCUCUGUCGAAAUCAUCGUCCGGAAUGCAGAGCGGAGGGGAGGAGGAGCCGGAAGACGAGUCGCACACGCCCCUCCCUCCCCCCAUGGAGAUCAUCAAGGACCCCUCCGCCCAGGACGAGAAGUCUUCACUGCUUACCGCUCGGCAGGGCUCGGCCGACGUCCCCAGCGCCGCGGAACUUGUCAGUGCGAUAGAAAAAUUGGUCAAAACUAAGAUGACCCUGGAGCCGGGACUGUACCAAAGCAUCAGCGCCGCGAACCCAACAGACCAGCCCGCCGCCCAGCCCAAAAACCCCGAGAUGGAGCAGAAGGCCAAGGCGCUGCGUGGACGCAUGUUUGUUCUCAACGAGCUGGUACAGACAGAGAAGGACUACGUGAAGGAUUUGGGCAUUGUAGUAGAGGGGUUUAUGAAGCACAUGGAGGAAAGGGGCGUUCCCGAAGACAUGAAAGGAAAAGACAAGAUUGUCUUUGGGAACAUCCAUCAGAUCUACGACUGGCACAGAGAGUUCUUCCUCGGGGAGCUGGAGAAAUGUCUUCAAGACCACGAGCUACUCGCGCAGCUUUUCAUAAAACACGAGAGACGGCUGCACAUGUACGUGGUGUACUGUCAGAACAAGCCCAGGUCUGAGUUCAUCGUUGCUGAAUAUGACUCGUACUUUGAGGAGGUGCAGCAAGAGCUAAACUCAAGACUAUCUAUGAGCGACUUUCUCAUUAAGCCAAUCCAGAGAAUAACCAAGUACCAGCUGCUUCUUAAGGACUUCUUGAAGUACAGUUCAAAAGCAGGCCUGGACUGUCAGGAAACUGAGAAAGCAGUUGAUUUAAUGUUCCUGGUCCCGAAGCGAUGCAAUGAUAUGAUGAACUUAGGACGGCUACAAGGCUAUGAGGGCAAGCUGACCAGCCAGGGGAAGCUGCUGCAGCAGGACACCUUCUUCGUCACGGAGCAGGACUCGGGCGUCCUGUCCCGCAGCAAGGAGCGCCGAGUCUUCCUCUUCGAGCAGAUCGUCAUCUUCAGCGAGCUCCUCCGCAAGGGCUCGUCCACGCCCGGCUACCAGUUCAAGAAGAGCAUCAAGGUGAGCUACUUGAGUAUGGACGCAAAUGUGGACAACGACCCCUGCAAGUUUAUCCUCUUCUGCCGCGGCUCGUCGGAACGAUUCACCCUUCAGGCCGCCAACCAGGACAUCAAGCGCAUCUGGGUCCAGCAAAUCAAUGACCUGCUGGAUGCUCAGAGCAACUUCCUCUCAGCCCUCCAGUCUCCGAUUGAGUACCAGAAGAAGGAGAGCGGGUCUCACUCUCUGACCCGGAACCCGUCGGGCAGCGGCCGCCCCUCCCAGCCCAACAGCAGGCCCCUCUCUUCCACCUCCGUGGGGGCGGAGAAGCCCCCCAUCUCAGGCCGCUCCCCCACGCCCCUAAAGAUAUCUACCUCUAACGGCAGCCCCUGCUACGAGGCCCACAAGCAGGGUGAGCGCAGCGAGCCUGCCAGGCACGACACAGCUGGAUGUAACGGGAUGUCCUCCACCAUGAUGGUGACCCAGGACUACAGCGCACUGAAGGAGAACGAGAUCUGCGUCAUCCAGGGCGAGCUGGUCCAGAUCCUGGCCACCAACCAGCAGAACAUGUACCUGGUGUACCGGCCCGCCAACAGCAACUCCCCGGCCGCCGAGGGCUGGGUGCCCGGCGACAUCCUGGGACCCCUAAAUAAAACGCUCUUAGACAAUGCCGACGGGAGCAUCAAGAAAUCUCUCUCGUGGCACACCCUGCGCUCGAGAAAACGAGCAGAGAAGGAAGGCAGUUGCAAAAGUGACGCAAAAGUUGAGAACGGACUGCGUAAGCCCAAGGAGGUUCUGACCGCCAAGGUCUCUGUUAAAGAGUCUAACAGCUCAGAGGAGUCAGAUUGCGAUGAGCUAGACCCCAAAACUAGCAUGGAGUUACUGAAUCCAAAUUUUAUACAAGAAGUGGCCCCAGAGUUCCUGAUCCCUCUUGCCGACGUGACGUGCGCAUUUGGAGAGACUGUGGUCUUGUGUUGCAAAGUCUGCGGCCGUCCGAGGCCGAACAUCACGCUGAAGGGACCGGAUCAAAGCCUAGUCGUCAACAACAGCCGUUUCACCAUAAACAUCAGGGAAACGGGUGAUAUUCUGCUGAAGAUAUGUAACCUGAUGCCCCAGGACACGGGCAUCUACACCUGUGUGGCAAUCAACGACCAUGGAACGGCCUCCUCCUCAGCCUCCAUUAAGGUGCAAGGCAUCCCAGCAGCCCCAGCAAGGCCGGUGGCCCAGGAGGCGAGCAGCACGGCGGUGAUCGUGCAUUGGCUGCCGCCGGCGAGCUCGGGGAACUGCGCCGUGUCCAGCUACACCGUGGAGUACCGGCAGGAAGACUCCCUGGUGUGGCAGCAGUCGGCAGUGGUGACCACAGGGGAUAUGUGUGUGAAAAUCGAGGAGCUCAUUCCAGGCGGGCACUAUCAGUUCCGGGUCAGCGCCAGCAACCCCUGGGGAGUCAGCCCGCCCAGCGAGCCCUCCAACAUGGUGACCUUGCCCAGCGGAAAUUUGUUUGACGGGACUGGCAUUCAGUGGAAAGACAACUUUGAAGCAACUUUCACAGAAAUCAGUGAGAUCGGAAGGGGCCGGUUCGCCGUGGUGAAGAAGUGCCUGAACAAGGCGUCCAAGAAGGAGGUGGCGGUGAAGUGCAUCGCCAAGAAGAUGCAGAAGAAGGAGCAGGUGGCCCACGAGGCCGACAUCCUCCGCCACGUGCAGCACCCGCAGCUGCUGCAGCUCCUCGACACCUACGAGUCGCCCGCCGCCUUCCUGCUGGUGCUGGAGCUCUUGGAAGACGGGAGGUUGCUGGACUACCUGGUGGCCCAUGAUGAACUGAUGGAAGAGAAGGUGGCCUUUUACGUGAAGGACACUUUGGAGGCCCUCAACCACCUUCAUACUUGUAAAGUAGCACACCUGGACCUAAAGCCUGAGAACCUUCUGGUGAACCUACACGUUCCAGUUCCGUGCGUCAAGCUCAUCGAUUUCGGGGACGCGGUCCAGGUGUCGGGCCACCGCUACGUGCACCUGCUCCUGGGGAACCCGGAGUUCGCCGCCCCGGAGCUGAUCCAGGGCUCGCCGGUGUCCCUGAGCACGGACGUGUGGAGCGUGGGGGUGCUGGCCUACGUCAUGCUGAGCGGCGUCUCGCCCUUCCUGGACGAGAGCCUGGAGGAGACCUGCGUCAACAUCUGCCGGCUGGACUUCUGCUUCCCGGACGACUACUUCCGGGGCGUGAGCCAGGCCGCCCGCGACUUCAUCGGCACCGCCCUGCAGGAGGACCCCCGGAAGCGCCCCGGCGCCGCCUCCUGCCUCCAGCACCCCUGGGUGAGCGCCCACGGCGGGGAGUACUCCAAGAGCCCGCUGGACACGGCGCGGCUGGCCUCCUUCAUCGAGAGGAGGAGGCAGCUCAACGACGUGCGCCCCGUCACCAACAUCAAGGGCCUGGUGACCAGCAGCAUGGGCCACACCCUAUGAGGAACAUGCCUGACACGGGCCGUCUCUGGCCCUCUCUCCCACAGUGUGGAGAGUCUGGAGAAAAAAGGGGGGAGAAUCCAUCACUCCGUCUAGACCAGGGGUAGGCGAUGCCUGGUACGGGUUCACUCGUUUUGAGUCUGGAGCUGGUAUGGAAAUGGCAGUCCAUCCAUCCAUUAUCUAACCCCCUUAUUCCUGGUCAGGGUUCGAGGGGGUAGGGGUUUGGGUCUGGGUUGGGGUUGGAGCCUAUCCCAGCAUGCAUUGGGCAGGAGGCAGUCAUACACCCGGGACAGGUUUCCAGUCCAUCGCAGGGCACGCACACCAGUGGUAAGUGGCAGCCACUGUCACCCAUUUGAGCUCGAGGAAGAAGCUUUACUGUGCUAAGUGUCAUUCAGGGCUCAUAAUGCACUUAUCCUUUUAAGGAGGUUACACCUGUAGACGACUCAGGUCCUGGAGCGACACAGCUGUUUCUGCUUUUGUUCCAUCUGAGCUCGAUCGCACAGUCAGAUGGGUUAUUAAGCUUAAUAAUUAAUGCAAUUAUUUAACUGAAGGUUAAAAUGGAGUAGAACCCAGAAAUAUCCAGCUGCCUAUCCCUGGUCUAGACACAUGUUUCUGAUGAAAUUUGUAAGGUACUAGGUGUUAGAUUUUUCUCCCAGUAGCAGAAAGGUUUAUCCAAUGUGCUUUAUUUGAGUCCUUAUUGGGCAAAAUUAAUCACUCCCACAGAACAUCAGGGAAUGAACAUCUGUACACCACCAUGCCUACUGUACUAGUGUACUAGUGGUGAAUCCUUUAAAAGGUCUCCAUUAGAAAUGGAGCUGUAAUACUGCUGUUGGGUUGUGUUGUUCAUUUUGACUGUACUUACGAACACUUUAAAACAUACCCGGUGGAGAAGGAAAUGAUCAGAGGAAAUGCACAUCUAUGUAAGAUUAAACAAUAACGAUCACAGAAUUUGGCCAAUAUAUUUAUAUUUGGUUCAAUGGAACUGAGUGUACCAUUUUGUAUGUAUGGAAUAACCACUUUUGUUUUUAUAAAGAUGUCAAAGACAGAGAUAAAUGAAAGAAUAAUGAAAAGAAAAUUGGGAACAGUUCUCAUCUUAAAUGUCCAAUUCACAGGUGCUGUUCCAAGGGUUUGUUCAGAUAUGUUGCAUUACUUUCAAAUGAAAUGAUCUCAUGUUUAGUAGCUUCUCUGUUCAGGUGAAAUGUAAUCUUUCCACAAAGCAGGUUGGUUCCCAUUCAUUUCUCACACCUAGUCAUUUACUAUGCAGUGGCCUUUAAAAAUAGUCUCUCGACCAAUGAAAAACCUUUAAACUCAUAUAGUAUCACACCCACAUCAAUUUAGCGCACAAAUUUGUGUCAGAAUAAGAGGAGAAAAAAUAAACAAGCCUUAACUGUUAUUUAGUAGACUUUUUUUUGAAACCACAAAGGUCCAAGUUGUAUAUAGUUAUUACUUUAUAUGAUAUUUAUUUUUACAGCCUGUGCUUAUUAUUUCUAUUGAUUUGGAAAAUGUAUCACUACAUUUUUAUGGCAACCAACACAGUGGUGCUUACUGUGUUCGUCAUAAGUUGGAACACUGAGGUGGCUGUUACUGAAAACCUUAUAUGUUGAUCUCAGAACUAAACACCCAAACUUUGAGCUCCUUCAUAGCGGUGUACUGACCAUAAUGUUCACCUUUCAGGGGCAAUACUCCAUCUGAUCCCAGGACUAAAGCGACUGUGAGAAAUUUGCUGUGACUUAACGAUCACUUCUGUUUACAACCGCAGGAACUGAGAUCCCCUCCCGUGAGAGGGAUUGGCUCUGCUUUGCUUUGUCUUUUCAUCUGUGGUGCUUUGCGUAAUUAUAUUGCGGAAGAAUCUCCGAGCCGCCUGACCGUACGCUCCUGAUCGGUACGGAUCUUGUAUUGAUGAAGUCAUCCUGUGUUCAUUUUUUCCUUGGCGUGCCAUUGCUCUUAAAACAAUGAUAACUCUCAUUUGGCAGGUGUAUUCAUUAAUACAAUGGGCAGCGUUGUAUUAUCUUGUGAUGAAUUUGCAUGAUUCCUGUGCUCAAAACGUCAGGGCUCAAACAACAGCGAUGCUUCGAGCUAGCGUUUUGCAGGUGGAGGUGGAUGAUCUCACGACGAACAGAUUUGAUGGAAUAAUGUUUAAUUUCCACAACAUGAUUGACUGUUCUCUGACCACAGUGUGAUGUGACCAUGUUAUUGGGAAAUAUGUACCUGUAUGAAACCAUAUGAAAUCCUGCUUGUGACAUCACUGACCAUCAAUAUUUGAAGCUAUAAUAAAGACGUUUCUUCUAAGAUAAAAUGAGAAAUCAAAGUAGUAAAUGCUUGGUACGGUUUUAUGUCUGAUAUGAAAUUAGCGGUCAAUAUCUCUCUUUUUAUAUACCCUAUAGAAGAGCUGAAUUGUGCUAGCACAGCGUACAAGAUUAUCAGAUUUGUCAUACAGAUGAAAAAUGCUUUGAUCUACAUUUUUACUCCAUGACAAAGCAUUGAAAGGCUUUUUUGACUGUUUUGAUCUGCCAGGUUGGCUUUGUGGACACACUGUGUAAAAUUUAAAGUAACCACACUAGAGUAAGCUCUCAUGUUCAGACUGUGUUCACCGUUCGAAGAGUCUAUACUGGUGUGAAUAGUAUUUUGAGGUAAUUUAGCAUUUCACUAGGAACAUGACUGUUAGCUGACAAGAAGAGAGUGAGGUAUUGGUCUUGAUUCUUGUUCAAGAACCAACCAUGUAAUGCGGGCCUUUUGCAAGCAGGAUGACAGGUAUUGUGCUGUUACAACACUUCAUCUAUGGUGUUAAUGCUCUCAACCAUUUCAGUGUGUACAUUCAAUAGCAGACUAACCAUGAUGCUACUAACUGCUGGUGCAUUGCUUCAGUCUAAUGAGUUACAUAAUUGCUGAAACAGCUGGAUUUUUCUUUUGCUUAACUGUCAUUUUGCCAGAAUGGUAUUAUUGGCAUUUGAAAUGAAAUUAUUUAAAUGAAAAUGUUAAGUAUUAUUGUAUAUGCAUUGUUCACUGCAACAGCAUGCACCAUGUACUUUGCAUCAUUUCAUGUAGUAUGGUACUCUGUACAUAAAUCUGUCUAUAAGAUUUGAAAUCAAAUCUAAAAAUGCUUUCUUAGACCACAUGGGCUGUCUGUUUGUUACUGAAUGUUUAAUAAAAAAAGUGCUUGUUUCUAUAAUAAA